CCUGUUUUAUGUCUUAUACACCAGCUUACAUUGAAAAGUGAGCGCAAAAGAUGAAGAAUCUGUCUUUGAUUAUGAUAAUUAGGAUAUAGUAGCCUCAUCUUUCUACAACUAGGUUUACUGUGCUAAUCAUGUAAUUGGGGUUAACCAUCUAAAAUAAGUAAUCCACCAAACAAUUUAAACAUGGUUUUAUAUCUAAGGUGUACGGUUGUGAGAACAAAUUAUUACUUACACAUGAAGGCAAUUAGUAGGUAUUGAUGAAAGGCCAUCAUUCAUAAUAAUGCGGAGGCACUGUAAUGGAAACAAUAUCAACCAAUUCAAGAAUUACAUUUACAUUAGUUGAAACCACUCCUAAUAAUCAUCAAGCAAGUCUCCACCGACCGCCAUGGCGGUCCGGCGACCAUCAUCCAACCAUGUCCAGCUUCCUUCCACAGCGCACAUUCAGAGAAAUUGCUGAUGCCGGAGACUUUAAACCAGCGGGCAAAUUUAAAGGCCAACCUGCCAUCUCCUUCCUAGACGCGGAUGAUUUCCUGAGAUGCUUGUUGCGAAAAUAUUGGAAGAUUAAUGGAUUCUCUUUGAAAGUUUUCCGAUGGACUCAUGAUUUCGACCCUAAUGCCGAUUCCCCACUAAUUCCAGUUUGGAUAGGCCUUGAAGGUUUGCCUAUACAUCUAUUUGAUUCUCUUGCUUUAUUCUCAAUUGGGAACCUGCUUGGUAAACCCCUGAAAACUGAUUCAGCAACAGCAACUCUUUCGAGGCCCUCUGUUGCCCGAAUAUGUGUUGAGAUAGAUACCAGCAAAGAACUGCCUCGAAGUGUUUGGAUUCACCUGGGAGAACUCACCUUCCUACAGCCAAUAACUUAUGAAGAUCUUCCAGACUAUUGCCCCUCAUGCAAAUCUUUUGGCCACAAAAACUGUAAGAGAAAGAAUGAGAACUCUAGAUGGGUUAAAACAGAAGGCAUUAAAACAGAAGGGGUUUCUAGAACUGGAAUUGCUGCUCCUAAGCCUGGAGUGACCCCAACUACAAUAGAGGCUGUUUUGCAAACAACCCAGGGUGAGGAUGCAACCAUGUCUAUUUCUGCUGCCGAAACAACAGUCUCAAAUGGGGCUGCUCCUCCGAGAGUUGACGUGGCAACUAGUCUAACCCUUGCUAAUGUGAGGGACUCUACAGCUCAUGAACCCCCUUCAAUUUCUAAUGAUCUUGAAGCAACCCCUAGUGGCAGCUCCCCAGCAACAAACCUCAGGACUGAUCUAGACCCUAUCGUCUGUGAAGACACAGAUUGUGUUGAGAAAGAUGCUGAAGCAACUCUUACUCAAAGUUGUACAGCAGCUCAUCAUAAUGUUAAGAUAGCUUCAGAUGUUUGUGAAGUUAUUCCUACUGCCAAUUGUCCAGCAACUUGUGGUAUUAGUGAGGUAAUAUUGGCGACUCCUACCAAUGUCCAAGAUGAUACCCUUAUACUGGAACCCGAUUCUCCUUUACUUUUUAACAAUGAACUCAGUUGUGGUACACACAAUCUGUCUUCCAGGGCAGCAUUGGAAGGCACACAGACUGUUGACACUGAAAAUAAGGAAGAGUACAUUCCUGACCCUUCUCAAAUCAACUUAAUUGAAUUUCCAGUCCUCACAAAAGAAUUGUUGGAAGCUAUUAGUGGUGCACACACUCUUUCUCUUGAGAAAGAGAUGGAAGGCGCACUAAGUCUUUCAUCUACAGGAAAUGCUGAGAUUCCUUCUGAUCCUAUGGAAAACAAAAACCCCCCUCCACUGUUGACCAACGAUGCAGGUAUCAACCCAUCAACAAUAGGACCGGUCCUUCAAUCCUUUGAGAUCGACGGACAAGAAUAUGAAAUUAGGUCCUACAUUGAAGAAGGGGGGACAUCACAACAAAGGGAGGAAACCAAUGACUUUCAAGAUGUCCAAAAUAGACGUACCAAAAAAGCAGGCAAGAGGCCAAAUGCACCAAGAACAAUCAAAACUAGAAGCUACGACCCAAACCUCGAAGUCGGGACGGUUAGUGAGAUCACCAGAUACUGGCCUAGCCAAAAAUCAACAACUUUGGAAAAAAUUAUCACUAUCAAAAGUUACUCCGGGCCCUUUUGGUAUGUCGGCCCCGUCGGUCCUAUUGGAAACGAUGGGAAGAGGCCAAAGAAAAAUAUUUUGGACUCAACAGUCAACACCACCCUUGAAACCCUAGCUCGCUGGUUCAAUGCCUAGUGAAGCAAACCGGGGCUAUAUGUCAUAUCCUAUUGCAAUAAUGAAAAAUGACGUUUGGAUUAUGCAUUCUCCUAGGUUGAUAAUAAUUUCUAGGUUUCUAU
Messenger RNA from Cuscuta campestris, 2305 nucleotides. Lineage: Eukaryota; Viridiplantae; Streptophyta; Magnoliopsida; Solanales; Convolvulaceae. The record is from the annotation of a GenBank genome assembly.